AUAAACAUGUCUUGCACAUGCGCGAAAUGAAAACAUCACGAACACAUGAUAUUUAUAACCUCAAAUUUAUUUUUCUCCUAACAUUGAAACUUUCCUCUCUUCAACUUACACUUACUUAAAAAUUAUUAAAUUUGAUUUUUAAUCAGCUUUAAUCGAAACUACUGUUUCGAGGUGAACGAAAUGCAAAUGCGAUUAUAAUGCAAAGUGUGUUCGCGGUAAAAUUGAUCGCGUGCAGAGCUUAUCCGGUCUCGUUGAUUUUCACGUCGUUUCGCGGCAAACACGUGCACCCGAAGCACAUAUUGAAGAUGAACGAGGCUUUCCUCCGCUACGAGAAGGGUAGCGAGGUGUUCGACAUCUCGUUCCGCUACGUGGACGAGACGAUGAAUGUCGACCGUCAGUUCAACUUCUCUAGACAGAUCACGGAGAGCGUCAACAAUUUCCUCAAGAGAGUCGACACAAACGUUUGCAAAAUCAUAAACAGAAAGGUGGAGAGAAAAAGAAAAAAAAAUGCCGCUUUGGAUACAUCUGCUCUGCCAAAUGACAAUGUGGAUACUGGGAAGAUCAUGCUUCUCAAGGAUGAUAUCAAAGUAGAUGGCAAUGUAUUAUGCAAGAACCUUUUACAGGAUAGUGCAAAACUUAAGCUAGUUAUUUUCGAGAAGAUGUUCUUAGUGAAACAGAAUGCGCCUUAUAUUAUCAAUAUGUUGUUACCAUCGAGCAUGCUAGUGGGUUUUCCGACUUACCCAUCUAAAUUUGAGUCAUUGUAUACUGACAAGAAACAAUCGAUAUUUAACUGGUAUAAAAAUGAUGCUAUUAACAACAAGUCAAAUGUAUGGACACACGUAGGAAGUGGAUUUCUGUAUGAACCAAAUGUGUCUGAUAUUGGUUGCAACUUAAAGAUUAGCUGCGAACCGCGAAAUGAAUCGGAUUCCGGUUGUAACAUGGAAGUGGAAUCGAAAAACGUUGUGGAAGCUGGUCCUGGACCAUGCCCAUUUGACAUUCGACACCAGUUUACAAAACAUAAAUUAUUAGGCAGAAGUUUUAGGAUAAUGUCUUAUAAUAUACUAGCAGAUACAUAUGCUGAUUCUGAUUUUUCGAAGGAUGUAUUAUAUCCAUAUUGUCCACAAUAUGCAUUAGAUAUGGAUUAUAGAAAGCAAUUAAUACUAAAAGAAAUAAUAGGAUUUAACAGUGACAUAAUUUGUCUGCAAGAAGUAGACAGGAGUGUAUAUGAGCAUGAUUUGUUGCCAUCUUUGUAUAUGUUAAAUUACGAUGGCGUAUUCAUUACAAAGAAUGAAAUUAACGAAGGACUUGCCACGUUUUUUAAUCAAGAAAGAUUCGAAAAAUUACGAUUUGAAUACAGCGUAAUAGCUAAAAAUAUCGAUUUUCCAAGAUUCACUACUAUUUGGUCCAAAAUUAAUAACAAUAAGACAAAAGAGAGAUUUUGUAGUAGAAAUACAACCAUUCAGGUAACGACAUUGCGAUCUAAAGAGAACCAAUCUGAAAUCUUGAUCAUCGGUAAUACGCAUUUAUACUUUAAACCCGAUGCGGAUCAUAUACGUUUAUUGCAAGGAUAUUACACGAUUACAUAUGUACAUGAAAUAGCGAAAAAAAUACAGGAAGAGAAUCCCGAGUGUAACGUAAGCGUAUUACUUUGCGGAGAUUUUAACAGUGUGCCGGAAUGUGGCAUUUAUCAGUUAAUGACUAAAAAUUAUGUUCCGGAAACAUGCGAAGACUGGAGAAGUAAUACCGACGAAGCUAUAGAAAAUGUAUCCCUAACGCAGGAUCUUUGCAUGUCUAGCGCUUGUGGUACGCCACAAUAUACGAAUUAUACGCCAGAGUUCUCUGGUUGCUUAGAUUACAUAUUUUACGAAAAAGAUAAAUUUGAAGUGGAACAGAUAAUUCCAAUGCCUAGUAAAGAAGAACUUACUCUUCAUACGGGUUUGCCAUCUGUAGUGUUUCCUAGUGAUCAUAUAUCCUUGUGCGCAGAUUUAAAGUUAAAAGAAUAAUAAAUAUACACAUUGAAAUUA
Molecule: messenger RNA, 2024 nt
Organism: Camponotus floridanus (Florida carpenter ant)
Lineage: Eukaryota; Metazoa; Arthropoda; Insecta; Hymenoptera; Formicidae
Product: 2',5'-phosphodiesterase 12
Exons: 7
Coding region: 198-2003 (601 amino acids)
Biological process (GO): nuclear-transcribed mRNA catabolic process, deadenylation-dependent decay
Cellular component (GO): mitochondrion
Molecular function (GO): 3'-5'-RNA exonuclease activity
Source: RefSeq, a predicted model, not a curated record